Molecule: messenger RNA, 1524 nt
Organism: Emiliania huxleyi CCMP1516
Lineage: Eukaryota; Haptophyta; Isochrysidales; Noelaerhabdaceae
Exons: 10
Coding region: 1-1524 (507 amino acids)
Biological process (GO): DNA recombination; DNA repair; lagging strand elongation
Molecular function (GO): DNA ligase (ATP) activity; ATP binding; DNA binding
Source: RefSeq, a predicted model, not a curated record
AUGGCGCCAGCGCUGCCCGAGCCCGAGCAGCUGCCGCCGCCUGAGCUAGCCGCGGAGCCACCGGCCAAGCCAAAGCGCGGCCGCCCACCGGGCAGCAAAAGGCCGGCUUCUCUCGCACAGCAGCCGCCCUGCGGUGGUCAGAGGACUGGUACGUGGACUGAAGAGGCGGGAGACGCUUCUCUGAGCGAGGUUUGGUGCUCUCAGGAGCGCUAUGCCAACGCGUGGUCGGCAGGGGCCGGCGGGGCAGGAUUUUGGAAGAACGAUCAGGGGGACAGGUGGGGCUCUCCUGCUCCUGACAAGGGACACGACAGGCUCGCAGCGCGUCUCGCCGCCGUCGAAGCGGAGCCCGCACGGCUCGGCAAGGAGGCUCUGAUGCGACGGCUGCUGGAUGAGGCUUGGGGAGGAGAGGAGCAGCUGCUGGCGUGCGUCGCGCUGACGACGCUGCAACUCGCGCCGGGCGGCCGGCCCGAGCUCGGCGACAUCGGUGCGGCGGGUACGCUCGCCGCCGAGGCGCUGGGCGAGGCGCGCGGGUCGGACACGCGGUGGGAGGCGCCGCCCGCGAGCGGCGCUGUCGACGUCUCCGAGGUGCUGCGCACGCUGAGGGUGGCGAGGAAGACGGAGCUGCUCUCGGAGCUCCUCUCGCGGCUGUCGCUCGGCGAGGCGCAGCUGCUCCUGCGGAUGAUCGCGGGGAAGCAGCGGACCGGGCUGGGCGACAACGCAGAGGCCAAGCGAGCUGCGCUCAAGCGGCUCGGCACGCUGCGCGCGAAGCAGCGGCGGGCGGCGGUCGAGCGGGUGCAGGAGACGUUCCAGCCGGGCGUGCCUGUCCAGCCGAUGGCUGCUGCUGCAGUGACGUCGGUGGAGGAGGUGAUCUCGCGCAUGGGGGGCUCGCCCUUCCUCGCAGAGGUCAAGUACGACGGAGAGCGGUGCCAGCUGCACUGGGUCCCAGCGAGUCCGCAAGCCGCGGGGGACGGCGGAGCGGCCGCCGGCGCCGUGCGCAUCUUCGCGCGGUCGAUGGACGAGAUGACGGCGCGCUUCCCGGACACGCUCGCGGCGCGGCCACGCAAGGCUCCGACCGCGGAGCAGCAAGCCGCGCUGCCGGUGUGCAUCUAUGUCUUUGACGUGCUCUCGGCCAACGGAGCGUCGCUGCUGCACAAGCCGCUGCCGGCGCGGCGCGCGGCGCUGCGCGCUCUGCUCACCCCGGUGGCGGGGCGUGUGGAGCUGGCACAGGGCGAGGAGGGGUCAACGGCGGAGGAGCUCGAGGCGGCGCUGGCCGCGGCGGCCGAGAUGGAGGCGGAGGGGCUCAUGGUCAAGUCGCUCGCGGACGACGCCGAGUCUGGGUACGCGCCGGGCAAGCGGUCCUUCGCGUGGCUGGUCCCGGCGCGCGCCAGCAUGCGGGCCAUCGAGCGCUGCAGCUCCUCGGUCGUCGCGUGUGCCCAGGCAGGCGCGGUCUCUGACAUGUGCUGCAGCGUCGGCUCGCCGAAGAACGCUGCCGUCGCGAGGAACGGCAGCUCUAGCAGAAAGUGA